AUGCAUAUGGACGGGGCGUCCAAUUCCCAAGGAGCCGGUAUUGGCAUCAUAUUAGAAGCCCCCUCAGGACUCAAAAUUGAGGAAGCCAUUCAUUUAGAACAAUUCGCAACAAAUAAUGAAGCAGAGUAUGAGGCUCUGAUCUAUGGCAUAGAGCUAGCACGAGACAUAGGCAUUAAACAUCUGAGCAUCAGAGGAGAUUCACAUCUCAUGAUAGAACAGGUGGCCGGGAAUUUCGAUACCAAGGCACCCCAUCUGGCUAGCCUACUACAAAAAGUAACUGACUUACGGUCACAUUUCCACCAGUUUGAACUCGUACAAGUACUGAGGGAACAAAAUCAGAAGGCUGAUGCCCUCGCCAAAUUAGCCUCUGGAGGGGAAUGUAUGCGGCAAUCCUCCAUAUCCACAAGCCAAUCACCCAAAGCACUAGAAGUUUUCUCAACCUCAUUAGAGCCUGAGUGUUGGAUUGAUCCAAUGAUUCGAUACUUAUCCACAUCUGAACUGCCCACUCGUCCGAAAGACACAAAGCUUUUGCGCCUUCGAGCACAACGCUAUUCCAUAAUCCGUGGAACGCUAUACUGUAAAUCCUUCGAUGGCCCCUAUCUUCGGUAUUUGCGUUCAUCAGAAGCUAAAAUAUUGUUAGAAGAGAUACACAAGGGAGCGUGUGGGAAUCACACUGGGGGUCGAAGUUUGGCACACAAAGCACUUACAGCAGGGUACUACUGGCCGUACAUGAUGACAGAAGCACGUGACUAUGCCAAAAAAUGCGACAAAUGCCAACGAUUUGCACCCACCAUCCAUCAACUCGCUCAAACUUUACACUCAAUCAUCGCACCUUGGCCUUUUGCAAAGUGGGGUAUGGAUGUGGUAGGUGAGCUACCUAAAGCUGCUGGAGGAAAACGGUAUGCUCUGGUAGCCACCGAUUACUUCACUAAGUGGGUUGUGGCAGAAGCAUACGUCACGGUUACAAACAUAGACACCACAACCUUCAUAUGGAAGCACAUCAUCUAUCAAUUUGGGAUACCAUGGGAGAUAGUCGUUGACAACGGAACCCCAUUCCAAAAUGCCAAAGUGCAAGAGUUGUGUGACACAUACAAGAUCAAAUUGAGUUUUACCUCUGUCACUUACCCACAAGGCAAUGGCCAAGCAGAAGCUUCCAAAAAAUUCAUUUUCGCCAACAUUAAGAAAACUUGGAAGAUAAAAAAGGAGCCUGGGCAGAAGAACUACCAAAGGUGUUAUGGGCCUAUAGGACAACAAAAAGGUCAUCUACGGGUGAAUCUCCCUACGCCAUGGUAUAUGGAACAAAAGCUAUCAUCUUGA
Molecule: messenger RNA, 1317 nt
Organism: Humulus lupulus (European hop)
Lineage: Eukaryota; Viridiplantae; Streptophyta; Magnoliopsida; Rosales; Cannabaceae
Exons: 1
Coding region: 1-1317 (438 amino acids)
Biological process (GO): DNA integration
Molecular function (GO): nucleic acid binding; RNA-DNA hybrid ribonuclease activity
Source: RefSeq, a predicted model, not a curated record